Molecule: messenger RNA, 1514 nt
Organism: Chlamydomonas reinhardtii
Lineage: Eukaryota; Viridiplantae; Chlorophyta; Chlorophyceae; Chlamydomonadales; Chlamydomonadaceae
Exons: 11
Coding region: 141-824 (227 amino acids)
Source: RefSeq, a predicted model, not a curated record
GACAUUGAAACUGCAACCGACUAUAAAAUUGUACAGCGGCAGCUUGCAGUUAACACAGUCGCACACAAUCAGUGUCGCAUUUUAAGUCCGUCCAACCUUUUAGGUUUUCUUAAUCGCUACUUGAUAGCGAAACGUUCAGUAUGGUAUCCAUCGAACUAAGAACAGCGUAUGAGGUGCUUGGACUCGACACGGCGGCCUCCCGAGCUCAGGUUAAAGAAGCCUUUCUGAAGCUGUGCCAGCAGCACCACCCGGACAAGGUGCCGGCGGCGCAGCGGCUGGGCGCUGAGGCUCGCUUCAAGGAGGUUAAGGCCGCAUACGACACCAUCCUUCGAGGCCAAGCCGGCUACAACGUGCCGCCGCCCGGCUCCGCGCCCAAUGCCAAGUACGCCCGCGCCUACUACCGGGCCCACGGCAUGGGUAUGGAUUUUGGCGAGGGCGGCCCCGUGCGCUGCGGCGGCCCCUUCGGCGGCUACGCCACUGAGACCGACUUCUACCGGGCCAUGUUCAGGACCACGCGCAACAACCCCUUUGUGCUCAUCGUGACGGGGCUGCUGGCCAUCCCCGCCAUCAGCCUGAUGGUGUCAGUCACAAACGGUGACACGGCCUGGAUCCGGCGGUUCCGGGACCAGGGCCUGCACGUGUUCGGCCAGGGCUCACUGCGGGCCAACGGCAGGGACGCGGUCGGCAUUAACCCCUUCGCAAUCCGCCGCCUGGAGGACAUGCAAGACUCGUACAUCUUCAAGAAUGAGAAGUACGCCCACCUGCGCAAAGGCAUGUCCAGUGUGGGCCAGGACAACUCCUCGCCGGCGCCUGCGACCUCGUGAGCGCGUGAGGCCGCGCCGCCUGCUUGGGGCAUGCGGUCAUGGGGCCCUCCGUCCUCCACCCGCACACAGCCGUGGAGGCUCCGGCGGGCUGACUGGCGAGCCAUGGGCCACGAAGCGACGGGAGCCGGGCGCAGAUGGUGUGCCGGCAAUGUAACUUAAACUGGGGCAUGCCCAACUCAGGCAUGUUCCGGCUGGGGGAAUCUAUGUGCUCAGGAAUGAUGGGGCAUGUGCGUGUGUCUUGCCGCUCUAGUCUCGUGUGAAAUGCAGGCUGGAGUGGCUUACUGGCGGAUUGGGUGGCGUGUGGUGCAGCCAUGACGCGGCCAUUGUGUGACAGUAUUGCUAUAAUGAACGAUGGAGGCCCGGCUAGAUCAAUAGCUUCGGUGCCUUGCUUAGUUUCACGUCUGAACUGGGAAUUCUUGCGUCAGGUGCAUUCUUGAUUUGGUAUGGGGGGUUGCGGUCGCGGAGGUUACGUCGUACGCCCGUUGUACAGCAUGGGUGACUCACAGACUUGGCUUGCUGGUGUUGGCUCCUGGCCUUGGAAGUGCCGAGUGCACUGACAGUCCUUUACAGUGCCCUCCACGGGUGCGACAUGCCCCCACGGUAUUCGGGCCAUCCGUGGCUCUCGCCAACGCGGUGUCCCCACACGCCGAUACAAUGUGUUCAGUUUGCGCCUAGAACAGACGUCCACUC